UCACAUUAAACGGUUUCAUGCCUUCGUUGAUUGAGUAAACUAUUUAUUAUGUCUUCCACCUGGUCCCAAAGUAGAAGGAAUGGAGCUAACGUCAAGCUAGCUGAAGCCACUGCCUAGCCAAAACAUAAGCAUUUACGUGAAAUACCGGGCGGGUGAAGAUUCAUCCAGAAAUUUAGGGGAUUGUGGUAGGAGUAACGAAAUCAACCGGAAAGAACUGUAGUAAUCUGAAAAUGUCGUUCACUCGCGAUCGAAUGAAGAGACAAACUUCACCAUCAUUCAAGACUCCGAUGGUAUUCAAGCCUGACUCGAGCCAUAAACCAUCUCCGUCGCGAAAAGAUUUGUGGAAAGAGGAGUUAGGAUUCGAUGACGAUUCUAGUCCGGAAGCCGGACAGUCAUCAAGCGACGAUGAAGAAUUGGAACCUGAAGCUGAUCAGCUGUCCAGCAAAGGUUCAUCAGAUGUGGAGUAUCAAGCUCUGCUUGCAGAGUUAAGACAGAAAGACAAGCAGCGUGAGGAACUUCUUAUGAAUCUAAAGGCUAUGACAGACAAAACUGCCAACUAUAAGUCGAAGCUCCAGAAGGCAGAAAACAACAAAAAAUCACAAAUAAAAAUUCUGAAGAAAACACAUGAAUCUCAGUUAGCUAUGAAAGCAGAGCUUAUCCACAAUUUAGAGGAACUUAUUGAAGAACAAGAAACCAAAAUUGCUGAGCUUGAAAGUCACAUCAAAGGUUCAAGUCCCACACAAUCAUUGAAUGCUGCUAACACAAAAGCUUCAAGUCUCAGGAAACUUGUUGACUCCAUAAAUGAUCUCCAUGCAGAGAAAAGUAGGAUUCAUGAAACAUGGCUGUCAACGCAGUCAGAACUUGAGACAGUUAAGCAUGAACACAAGGAGAACAUGAGUCGUUUGAAAGAAAAUAUUUCAGAGUUGGAGACAAAGCUUCGCAAAGCUCACGCUGAAAAUCUCAAGUUGCAAAGUUCAGAAGCAGAAAGUGAUAAACCAAGAGAAAACAACAAACAAGUGUUUUCUCUCCAAGAGGAAGUCACUACUUUGAAAAAAAAGAUUCAGACAUUGGAACAUGAUUUACAGAGUGCUCACAAACUACAUGCAACUACAAAAAAUAAACUUGAAGAAGAAGCACUAAAUCUUAGAAAGAAGCUUCGAGACACUGAAGCGAAGUAUAGUAAUCUGGCUGCUACACCACCAAAGACGCGGACCAUCUCUGUUGUUUCGGAGGAGACCAAAAAAAAGCUUGACCAGAUGAUCGCUCAAAACAAAGAUCUGGAAGAAAUUCUUGCUAAGACAAGAUCGGACUACAACGCUAAGGUAUCCGCCCUGCAAGCUGAUAUAAAGUCUUUAAAAACCAGCAUAACAGAGAGUUCGAGAAAUGAGCAAAAAGCUUUGGCCGAUUGUCGAACUUUGCAGGAAGCCGUGAAGGAAAUGAGCUCCCUCGAGUCUGUGGUGAAACAAAAAGAUAGCAAAAUAAAGGCGCUAGAAUCCGAGAUCAGCAAAUAUAAAGCGGAUAUCGAUCAGCUUGGACAAGAAUUUGAACAACAAACGAAGGACUUUGAAGGAGAGAAAAGAAGACUUGUUGCAGAGGAGCGGGCCAAAUGUGGAAGGGAGACCAGCGUUAUGCGCUCAAAGCUGAAAAGCGUUACGCAGCAACUGAUUGUGGUGAAGAACACUUUGGACAAUAUCAAGAGAGAACAUCAAGAUCUUAGGAUAAGCUGUUUAAAACUCGGGACUGGAAUAAAACCGGCUAUACGCGGGGUGAUUAAACAGAUUGUGCAGCGUAUCGAAGGAAUCGAUGACAAAAAUAAAGAAUUGGUUACAAAGUACAAAAAGGAAAUGGCUUUGAGGAAAAAGCUCCAUAACGAACUCGUGGACUUGAAAGGCAACAUCAGAGUAUAUUGCAGGGUAAGGCCUGUGAUCAAGGAAGACGGAGGAGGAAAAAUGGCUGCCAAUGUUGUUUCUUUUGACGAAGAUGACGACGGCGUUCUUGGUGUUUUCUCCAAGGGAUCAACAAAACUGUUUGAGAUGGACAAGGUGUUCACAUCAGCAUCCACUCAACAGCAGGUGUUUGAAGAGGUUAAGGCACUCAUAGUUUCUUGUAUAGACGGUUAUAAUGUUUGUAUCUUCGCCUACGGGCAAACAGGAAGCGGGAAAACCUUUACAAUGGAGGGCCCCUCAUCCAAUCCUGGUAUCAACCAGCGUGCGCUCAAGCUUUUGUUCGAAGAGACACGUGACCGCGGAGUGGACUGGAACUACACCAUCAACGUAUCUGUGAUCGAGAUCUAUAAUGAAAUGAUCCGUGAUCUGCUGGGUGAUGAUCCGUCCGCUAAACUUGAAGUGAAACAAGGAAAAGAUGGUCUUUUUGUACCUGGACUCACCGAAAUUCAAGUGAACAACGUUGAUGAACUGAAUGAGGUUUUUGCCAUUGGGAAGACCAACAGGUCUACCGCAAUCACAGAUAUGAACGAGCAUUCCUCUCGUUCACAUGCUCUCCUCUGUGUGACGGUGACCGGUUUCAACAAAACCACAGGACAUAAGACAAUCGGAAAGCUUAACUUGGUGGACUUAGCAGGAAGUGAGAGAGUGUCGAAGAGUGGAUCUGAAGGGGCCCGGAUGAAAGAGGCUCAGAGUAUAAACAAGUCUUUGUCCUCUUUGGGUGACGUGAUCCACUCGCUCAAGAACAGGAGUUCUCAUGUACCCUACAGGAAUUCAAAGCUGACGUAUCUUCUUCAAGAAUCUCUGGGAGGAGAUUCCAAAACUUUGAUGGUGGUUCAGGUUUCGCCUGUGGAAAAGAAUGUGGGUGAAACAGUCUGCAGUUUGAAUUUUGCCCAGCGUGUCAGAACAGUGGAGCUUGGCCAAGCCACGAAACGAACCGUGAAAAGUUGAUGAUCGGACCCAAAACAUUUUCUUACGAAAAAGUGUCUCUCGAUUUACCGGCCUGUUAUCACGAGAAGAAAUUUUUGCAAUGUAGUUCUUUAGCUUGCCGUCUACAAAAGAUCGCAGAGGUCUUGAAUUAUUCGUUACAUAGGACUUAAGUAACUCAUAGCACAGAUUUCUUCAACAAUGUUACCGGUGCAACUAAAAGUCUUUCCUGGUGUGAAUAUUUUCAUAAAUAGUGCAUUUUAAAUAUGAAUGUUUGAUAACUCCAACACUCGUCUCCCGGGCAGUCUCGUUAUGAGUGUUACGCAACACAACCUUGCAAGUUGCGUUACGAGUCAAAGCGGCGGCAGUGACAAAGAGUACUUAUUUGUUGAAUCGGGGUUAACUGCUUUGUUUUUCGUUUAUUCGAAAAAGCAUUUUGUGCCGUCACUUUUUACAGUUCUUUGAACUUAAUGAAUUUUUCUCUCCUUUACUGAGACUGAAAUUGACCUGAGAAAAAGUACACUGUAAAUCUAAUGUGUGCAGUUGAACAGAAACUAAUUCAAGGGUAAUUCCAUCUUUAACGUAUUUUGAGCUGUUGAAAUAGAAAUGAUGAAUAACUUUGUACAUUUGGAAACAUUUUCUAUAAGGUAUUAAGCAAAUGUAGAUGUACUUGAUUUUAGAGAAAUUGUUGAUCCCUAUGCGAAUUUUGCAAUUUUGUGAAUUUUUUAUAAAGCGUUGCUUUGUACAUUUGAAAGCUUUUUUCUAUACAAAGAACAAAAAGUAUUUUGACACGAUGAAUUCUCGAAUUUGUACGGAUAUUUUUACUCAUGGCUAGGUAAUUUCUAACGUUUUGUGAUGAAUUCAGCACGUCCGUUUGUAAAUGUUUUGAAUUAUUCGACAGUGUGUCAACUAUUUAUUAAGUCUUGCACGUUGCAAUAA
Messenger RNA from Pocillopora verrucosa, 3809 nucleotides. Its product is annotated as kinesin-like protein KIFC3. Gene Ontology annotation, molecular function: microtubule binding; microtubule motor activity; ATP binding. Gene Ontology annotation, biological process: microtubule-based movement. NCBI's taxonomy places the organism in Eukaryota, Metazoa, Cnidaria, Anthozoa, Scleractinia, Pocilloporidae. Gene Ontology annotation, cellular component: microtubule cytoskeleton. The record is from RefSeq and is a predicted model, not a curated record.